AACCGCGACGGCGGCUUGUGUGUCAACGACCUGGCCGUGGGGUUGCGGCGCCUGGGACUGCACCGCACCGAGGUCGAGCUCCGGCCAAACCUUUGAUCACCGGCCACCUGCAGAAGGGCUUGUAUUGGAGAAGCCCAGCUGCUCUCCUUGUCAGUCAGAAGCCCAGAGGCAUCCUGUCCUCAUCCUCGUAGUGAAGUCCUCAGGCCAGGAACGACUGCAGUGCUAGUGAGCGAAUUUGCAAAAGCAGGAAGCAGUCUGUGCAUGCGGAGCUUCCAGCCUGAGACCCCCCCACGCCAGCCUUCCAGGCAGCUGUUAGCCAGAGACCCUUGGUAUUGUGGUCACGUCCCUCUGAAGUGAACAGCCACCACCCGUGGCAUUUGGAAGAAACCAGCAUGUCGCAGAUGCUGGGGCAUUUUCUGUCCAGCAUUUUCCCGAAGGCUGGCUGCCAAGGCUCCAGAGAGGACACCAAUCAUGAAAGCAGAGGCACCCAAACUCCUGCUCGGGGAGACCAGACGACAAGCUUUUUGGGCAAACAGAACGGAAGGGCUGAGGCCACGGAAAAGAGACCCACCAUUUUGCUGGUGGUUGGACCUGCAGAGCAAUUUCCUAAGAAAAUUGUGCAAGCCGGUGACAAGGACCUGGAUGGGCAGCUGGACUUUGAGGAAUUUGUCCAUUACCUCCAAGACCAUGAGAAGAAACUGAGGCUGGUGUUUAAGAGUCUGGACAAAAAGAAUGAUGGGCGGAUCGAUGCGCAGGAGAUCAUGCAGUCCCUGCGGGACCUGGGAGUCAAGAUCUCCGAGCAGCAGGCAGAAAAGAUUCUCAAGAGCAUGGAUAAAAAUGGCACGAUGACCAUCGACUGGAACGAGUGGAGGGACUACCACCUCCUGCACCCUGUGGAGAACAUCCCUGAGAUCAUCCUGUACUGGAAGCAUUCCACGAUCUUCGAUGUGGGUGAGAAUCUGACGGUGCCUGAUGAGUUCACGGUGGAGGAGAGGCUGACAGGGAUGUGGUGGAGACACCUGGUAGCUGGAGGCGGGGCAGGGGCUGUUUCCAGGACUUGCACAGCUCCCCUGGACAGGCUCAAGGUGCUCAUGCAGGUCCAUGCCUCCCGAAGCAACAACAUGUGCAUUGUGGGUGGAUUCACCCAGAUGAUCCGAGAGGGAGGGGCCAAGUCACUCUGGCGGGGCAACGGCAUCAACGUCCUCAAAAUCGCCCCUGAGUCAGCCAUCAAAUUCAUGGCAUAUGAGCAGAUCAAGCGUCUUGUUGGAAGUGACCAGGAGACACUGCGGAUCCAUGAGAGGCUUGUGGCAGGCUCCUUGGCCGGGGCCAUCGCCCAGAGCAGCAUCUACCCAAUGGAGGUUCUGAAGACUCGGAUGGCCCUGCGGAAAACGGGCCAGUACUCGGGCAUGCUGGACUGUGCAAGGCGAAUCCUGGCCAAAGAGGGGGUGGCUGCCUUCUACAAGGGCUACAUUCCCAACAUGCUGGGGAUCAUCCCUUACGCCGGCAUCGACCUGGCUGUCUAUGAGACCCUCAAGAACACCUGGCUGCAGCGGUACGCAGUGAACAGCGCAGACCCCGGCGUCUUUGUGCUCCUGGCCUGCGGCACCAUCUCCAGCACCUGUGGCCAGCUGGCCAGCUACCCCCUGGCCCUGGUCAGGACCCGGAUGCAGGCACAAGCCUCCAUUGAGGGUGCGCCCGAGGUGACCAUGAGCAGCCUCUUCAAACAGAUCCUGAGGACCGAGGGUGCCUUUGGGCUGUACCGGGGGCUGGCCCCCAACUUCAUGAAGGUGAUUCCAGCUGUGAGCAUCAGCUACGUGGUGUAUGAGAACCUGAAGAUUACCCUGGGCGUUCAGUCUCGGUGACGGGAGGGCGGCCGCCGAUCCUGGGCUGCAGCCCGGGGUGUGCAGUCAUCUCAUUCUGUGAAUGUGCCAACACUACGCUGACUCAAGCCAAGCUGUGAAACCCGGGACGCUGCGAGGGAGGGGCAGGAGAGGGCUGGCGGGUCCCAGGGCUGUCCUGCUGACCCAGCAGACCCUCAUGUCCACCUAUGGGAAGACCUGUGGGCGUUCUUCAGGGUCAGCAAGACCCGGGCUUCUGCGCCUGGGGACAGGACGUUUCCUGCAGUGCCUGCCAGAUAGCAAGCUUGAGGCCGGCUUAGUUUUCAUCUUGUCCUUCUAGCCAGACCUCGGCUGGGCCUGCCCUCUGGCCUGCUGAGCAUUCCUGUGCCCACUUUGUACCCUUCUCUGAUGAGCUGCGGGAGGAGGGGGACGAUCACACGCACACACCUUUCUCGUCCCAGUCCCCUCGGGGCUGGUAAGAGGCAGCCCUCUCAGUCCGCUUCCUGAGCUGCAGCAUCCAUCCCCACCCUGUGUUACGGGAAGCCAGAGGGGGCUGCUUAUUUACUCGCCUCUUCUGAGCCCUGUCCUGACUUCUGAGCUCACCAGUGUGGACAUCUGGACGUUGUGUGUGUAUGUGUGUGGGGGAGAUGGGGGGUGUGCGUGCACACUCGGGCCACUCGCUGCCUGGGGUGGUGCAUGGCUUUGCAGAAGGCUAGUGCUGGGGCCUGGAGCCCCGAUGCCCUCAGCUGCCUGCUUGGGCCUCACGUCCUCAGCUGACCCCAGAUUCUGUCAGGACUGGCACUCGCUCAAAACUACACGUGGCAUCCCACUCUGUGGCUUGAGGUGGGCCGGGUGGUGUUCGGGAAGAAAAGGCAGAGCUGCUGCUGCCCUUUCUGUCCCAGUGAGAGAAGAGGUGCUGAAGGCCUUAAUUAUGUCUUGUUGAGCAAAGGAUUUCGUUCCAAAAGACAAGCUAGACAAAUGUGCAAGUUCUGUACUUGUAGAAAAGUCAGAAGGAGUAGGUGGUUGGGCUGACUGCGCGAUUUGUUUCUGCCGCCCCUGGAGAUGGAUGUCGGUCCGGACUGAGGAGGACCAGCCUCACAUCAUUCCACCAAUGCGACUCACACCGCUUGGAGCCUAUUUAUUUUGUAUUUAUUUGAACAGAGUUAUGUCCUAACUAUUUUUAUAGACUUGUUUAAUUAAUAGCCUGUCAUUUUCAAGUUCAUUUUUUUAAAACUCAUAUUUAUGUUCAUGGAUGUUUGUUCCUCCUCAUCACUACCGGGGAGGGGUGAUGAGAAGAACAUGCCUCGAAUGACCCUUCCCGCUGUCCACACCCAAAGAAAGUCCUCUGGGGACUUGAUGACAGAAGAAAAGGCAAAAGGGGAAGGGACCGUUAGCCAAGGAGAACGUGUCCCCUGGCAGGGGGCUUGGUGUGACAAGGAGGGGCCAGUGGAAGAAUCUUCAGAGUCCAAGUCCUUCCCUGGACUGGGGGGAGAGGGAGAUGUCUGUCUCACCUUUUCUGAAUGACAAAGCAGUGACGUGCUUUUCACUAUGAACUGUGAGGGGCAGGGAAAGGGGUCACCCCCCUCCAUCCCAUAUGUAAAGUGGGCUUCCCUCCCAGCCCUCAGCUACCCCUGUGCAACAAUGCUGAUCAGCUGGCCAGUGACAGUUGUACCUCCAUUUCCCCCAGAAUCGCCUAAUGGGGAUCAUUUAAAUAGGAUGCAAAGAUCAAUGCAAAAAUUAUUGUUUAUAUAUAAAUACAUAUAGUUCUAACUGGAAUUUGUCAAUGCAAAUUAAGAAAGAUGUGGAAGUUGUCAUUUCAAACAGCCUUCUAAUAAAGGAUUUUCAAAGGUGUUGA
Molecule: messenger RNA, 3693 nt
Organism: Dipodomys ordii (Ord's kangaroo rat)
Lineage: Eukaryota; Metazoa; Chordata; Mammalia; Rodentia; Heteromyidae
Gene: Slc25a25
Product: solute carrier family 25 (mitochondrial carrier; phosphate carrier), member 25
Exons: 11
Coding region: 393-1862 (489 amino acids)
Biological process (GO): transmembrane transport
Cellular component (GO): mitochondrial inner membrane
Molecular function (GO): ATP transmembrane transporter activity; calcium ion binding
Source: RefSeq, a predicted model, not a curated record